Messenger RNA from Panicum hallii, 1002 nucleotides. RefSeq lists its product as uncharacterized. Bases 123 to 755 code for a protein of 210 amino acids. The record is from RefSeq and is a predicted model, not a curated record. Gene Ontology annotation, molecular function: protein-disulfide reductase activity. The transcript is spliced from 8 exons. NCBI's taxonomy places the organism in Eukaryota, Viridiplantae, Streptophyta, Magnoliopsida, Poales, Poaceae.
CGGAGAGAGGCCGCGGUGGAGUAAGAGCAGCCAGUAACCAACCCCUUUUCAAUCAGAGGCUACCGCUGCGCCCCCGAAGCCUCCUCGCUCGCCACCCGCUCACCGGAGACAGAGAGAGGUCGAUGGCGAGCUCGCUGGCCCGCCUGGGGGCGGCGCUGCCCCGCGCGCGCCCGCGUGCCGCGGCGCGUGUCAUGCCACCGGGGCGGUGGGACGCCGCGGCGCUCGGCGCCUCCCGCCGCGCCGCGCUGAAUGUUGGCAGAUGCCAAGUUCACUCCGAUGUGAAAGUAGCCCCUACAUCGGACCUGAAGGACGAAGACAACUCAUCCAAAAAUUGGAGGAUCAAGAUGCUCUACGACGGUGAUUGCCCGCUCUGUAUGCGUGAGGUAAACAUGCUGAGAGAAAGAAACAAAUCCUAUGGAGCAAUAAAAUUCGUUGACAUAAGCUCGAAAGAUUACUCUCCAGAUGACAAUCAGGGACUUGAUUAUGAAACUGCCAUGGGGAGAAUACAUGCCAUUCUUUCAGAUGGAACUAUCGUCACAGAUGUUGAGGCAUUUAGAAGACUGUACGAGGAAGUAGGACUUGGAUGGGUUUAUGCUGUUACUAAGUAUGAACCUGUAGCUACCAUGGCAAAUGCAGUAUAUGGUGUGUGGGCAAAAUACCGUAUGCCAAUUACAGGUCGACCUCCGCUAGAAGAGAUUAUGGCAUCCCGAAAAGCUGCAGGCGAAUGUAAAGAUGACAAAGUAUGCAAGAUGUGAGCCUGAAAAUGUUGGUCUACCCUGCUGCAUUGCUGACCUCUAGCUAUGCUUAGAUAGGCACAUACACACAUAGUCUGAACGCUAAAUAUAAUCGCAGUGGUAUGAAAAGAAUCGAGAAUAGCUUAUACAACAGUUUGUUGAAGUAAAUAAUGAUGCAACUGUACACUGUACCCGUUCGAUGGUAAAGACAUUGUAAAUGCCAUUUUAUGGCGAAAAGUUCCAUGGACUGUUCUCGUUUUUAUCUUAA